Messenger RNA from Prorocentrum cordatum, 489 nucleotides. The record is from the annotation of a GenBank genome assembly. Lineage: Eukaryota; Dinophyceae; Prorocentrales; Prorocentraceae.
GCGCGGGAGAUUCGCGCGGCUGGGCUCGCAGCGGCCGGCGCGAUGCAGCGCGUCUUUUUCGCUGUGUCCGCGUGCGCUGCGAUAGCCAGCGCCGCUCGAUCAUUUCGCGCCGUCGCAGCCGGCGAGCGGGCCAGCGUUUCCGGCACGAGCGGCGUCGCCGCUGGCGACGCAGAUGUCGAGUUGACCCUGCGCGCGCCCGAAGAGUCGACGGAGCAGGUUCUGGCUUCCUUGCGCGAAUUGGCGGAGCGCGAACGCGCCGUGCGCGACGCUGCUGACGCGGGAAUCCGCGACGACAAGGGCGCGCUGACUGAGGCGGCGCGCGAGGCUGUCCGGCGAGUGGUGCAAUCCUCGGCAGCGCAGGCGCCGUGUCCGCGGGCGCCAGGCCCGAGGUGCCUCGCCGCUGCAUCUGCAGCGCGGGGAAUGAUUUGCAGGCUGCCAAGUUUGCUUGCUUCAGGGCGCCCGCCAGAGCGGGCGGCGCCACGCGCCCGA